GCACAGCUGCGAGCUUUCAUCCCUGAGAUGCUGAAGUAUUCCACGGGUCGCGGGAAACCAGGCUGGGGCAAGGAAAGCUGCAAGCCCAUCUGGUGGCCUGAGGACAUUCCAUGGGCCAACGUUCGCAGCGAUGUCCGCACAGAGGAACAGAAGCAGCGGGUGUCAUGGACCCAAGCACUCCGGACUAUUGUGAAGAACUGCUACAAGCAGCACGGGCGUGAAGACCUGCUCUACGCGUUCGAGGAUCAGCAGACACAGCAGCAGACUACGACCACACACAGUAUAGCACACCUGGUGCCGUCGCAGACAGUGGUACAAACCUUCAGUAACCCCGAUGGCACCGUGUCCCUCAUCCAGGUUGGCACCGGUGCCACAGUUGCCACGCUGGCCGAUGCCUCGGAGUUGCCCACCACGGUUACCGUCGCGCAAGUCAAUUACUCUGCAGUGACUGAUGGAGAGGUGGAGCAGAACUGGGCAACGCUACAGGGCGGGGAGAUGACUAUCCAGACGACGCAGGCAUCAGAGGCCACGCAGGCGGUGGCAUCGUUAGCAGAAGCAGCAGUGGCAGCAUCUCAGGAGAUGCAACAAGGAGCAACUGUUACCAUGGCACUCAACAG
Tauraco erythrolophus (red-crested turaco) is the source of this 617-nucleotide messenger RNA. The record is from RefSeq and is a predicted model, not a curated record. Lineage: Eukaryota; Metazoa; Chordata; Aves; Musophagiformes; Musophagidae.